GGUGCCAUAUGUGCUUAUAUCUGUACAGACCGACAUAUGUAGAUUAUUUAUUUAUAUAUAUAUUUCUACAAAGCUUAAUCUUUGGGGUUUCCUUCUGAUAUCCCUAUAGUGAGUGCAGUUCUAAAAGUAUUCCAGACCCUUGACAUACUUUCUGUCAACUUAUCCUCCUUUACAUAGUAAAUUGAGCCUAUAGGUCGUACAAAAAAGAAUAUAACACAAGUUUUUUUCCAUUUCUCACCGUUUAUCUGAGGAAGGGCUAAUGCUAAUCAAUUUUCCCGAAUACAAUAAAGACCAGAGGGACGGGGCCAUUAAAAAAAGAAAACUAUUUCUUUCUUUCUGUUGACACUUAUCGUUGUCUAUUUCUAUUAUUAAGAAUAGUUCUCAGUUGCGAUCGCUGCUUUAAAGUUUAUUGAUAUAUUGCGCUUAUUAGAUGUGCGAGAACUGGUUUUAUUUUUUCACGAUAUUGCUUACUCCCUUGUUUCUUUUAGGCAGUAAACGUAGCGUUAUUUAGGUAUGAAACAUAAGCGUAAAUUUGGAGACGCUCAGCUGAGCAAAAGUUCUCAGAGAAACCCUUAUCAUAUGUCCCAAUCAAAACUACAUCAGCUGCAGGUUUUCCAUGACAAGUUUCAGAUCCUCCGCUCUGCACAAGGAAAUCAAUACGCGUUUCGUAAAUUUGAGGUUGCUCGGACGUUUACGGUGCUAGUCUUCACCAUGAUAUUGAUUUAUGUUAUGCAUAUGAGCUAUGGCUGGGUUUUGGGCAGCCUUUGGAUGGUAUGCCUGUGGGUGUUUGGGUUCUUUCAGUUCUCCAGUAUAAUUGUUCACUGGGUAUGGCGUUCAUCGGAGGCGGUAUUGUACACCGAUGCGUUACGGCGCGCGGACAUUAUGAUGGAACCGAUAACGACGAAAUCGACAUCCUCUGGUGAGAAUGAAACUCUUUCCUUUGGCAGUAGCUGUAUGCAGGGGUGGCGCCGUACGAUGGAGGACGCCCACACCCUUAUACUUUUAGAAGAGGGCGGCUUUUUUGGUGUUUAUGACGGCCACGGAGGACCCUCAACCUCUAAGUUUUGCGGCGAACACAUGUACGAGUUUGUCUCCAAAGCGCCCGCGUUUCUCAAUGGGAACAUUGAGAAGGCCCUAUACGACGGCUUUAUGGAGAUUGAUAACUACCUCCACGGUAGUGGGGAAGCCCACCGCAGCGGGUGCACUGCGUUGGUGCUCUACGUGAGGGAGGAUGACGUGUAUUGCGCGAACGCCGGUGACAGCCGCUGUGUUUUCUGUACGGACACCGAGGUUCACCCUCUAAGCUUGGACCACAAGCCCUUCAAUCCGGGUGAGCAAAUCCGUAUUGAGCGCGCCGGCGGCUUUGUGAUGAACCGGCGUGUCAACGGCGCCUUGGCCCUCAGCCGGGCCAUCGGCGACUUCAGCUUCAAGCGCAACGCCAGCCUUCCGUGGGAUCAGCAGGCGGUGACGGGCGCCCCCGAGGUGCGCACGCACCGCCUCAAUAGAGACCGCGACGAGUUCGCGGUGAUCGCAUGCGACGGCAUCUGGGACGUUAUGACAAACGAGCAGGUAAUAGAGUUCGUGCGCUUGCUAAUUCAGAAGCGAAAGCCGCUUGGGGAGAUCGCCGAGAUGCUUAUCGACUUUUGUCUAUCGCCGUCCCCGUUUGGAAUGGGUUGCGAUAACAUGUCUGUUAUUAUUAUCCAGUUCAAGCGUAGACCACAGGGGCAUUCAUGUGAAGGUUCCAAUUCUAAGGAAUCACAAUUGCCUAUCGAAGUGUCACCUUCUGCUUCCGCAGCUUCUGAAAUGGGCUUGCCAACAUAA
Messenger RNA from Phytomonas sp. EM1, 1821 nucleotides. The record is from the annotation of a GenBank genome assembly. Lineage: Eukaryota; Euglenozoa; Kinetoplastea; Trypanosomatida; Trypanosomatidae.